GGGCUUAUAGUUUACACAGUAUUUGUUGUCAAAUGUCGUAAUUGAUUGCAAUGUAUUUGAGUUGUAUUUUGAUCGGCAUUUCAAUCACUUGAGAGUCAAAUCCAGACAUUUGUCCACAAAAUCAGUGAUAAUAUUAAAUGAGUGACCAAUUGGUCGACAAAAAUGAAAAAUGACUUUCGGUUAAAUCAAUUGUCCAGCAAAUGAAGUGUUUCUUUAGUUAAAUUUAUCCAAUUAUAUAACAAUCACUGACCAGUCGUUAAUUGGCCCGCAAUGGAUCCAAAUGCUUUCGGUUCAAUGACGCCGAUGUCCAACCACGCGGAUGGCUUCGAUCUCGAGGAACAGCAUUUGGCUCUAUUGGCCGGACAGUUGGUACAGCCGUCACCGAUGCAGCCGCAACAUCAUGAUGACUCUCACCAACCGGCCAGUGCAUCGACACCGGCAACUCCAUCGGGCAAACGUAUCGGUCCCAACACUCCCAGUGUCAUUCAGAGUACUCCACCAUCUGUUUCGGGUCCGGCCAGCCAUAUGCCGGCAUCAGUACUCUCCGGUAUUGGCCCAUCGGGUCCAAUGACUCCGAUGACACCUAUGACUCCAGUGACUCCUGUAUCGACAGAUCCGGGUAUUGUGCCUCAGUUGCAGAAUAUAGUGUCCACUGUGAACCUCGGCUGUCGGUUAGAUCUCAAAAAGAUUGCACUUCACGCCAGAAAUGCUGAAUACAAUCCAAAACGUUUUGCAGCCGUUAUUAUGCGUAUUCGUGAGCCCAGGACUACUGCACUUAUAUUUAGUUCGGGCAAAAUGGUCUGUACGGGUGCUAAAAGUGAAGAACAGUCACGACUGGCCGCAAGAAAAUACGCCCGAAUUGUCCAGAAGUUGGGUUUCGAUGCAAAAUUCUCUGACUUUAAGAUCCAAAAUAUGGUCGGCAGUUGUGACGUAAAGUUUCCGAUUCGUUUGGAAGGACUGGUAUUAACUCACAGCCAGUUCUCCAGCUAUGAACCGGAACUGUUUCCCGGUCUUAUUUACCGUAUGGUUAAGCCUCGUAUUGUACUAUUAAUAUUCGUGUCCGGGAAAGUUGUCCUCACGGGUGCAAAAGUAAGAACAGAAAUAUAUGAGGCGUUUGAUAAUAUCUAUCCAAUCCUUAAAGGAUUUCGUAAACAAUAAAUUAAUUGUUUUUUGCAUUUUUGAAUGUUUUCAUAC
This is a messenger RNA of Oppia nitens, 1194 nucleotides long. Its product is annotated as TATA-box-binding protein-like. Bases 271 to 1158 code for a protein of 295 amino acids. Gene Ontology annotation, molecular function: DNA binding; RNA polymerase II general transcription initiation factor activity. Gene Ontology annotation, biological process: DNA-templated transcription initiation. The record is from RefSeq and is a predicted model, not a curated record. NCBI's taxonomy places the organism in Eukaryota, Metazoa, Arthropoda, Arachnida, Sarcoptiformes, Oppiidae. The transcript has 3 exons.